CUUCAAAACUUCUUCUUCUUCUUCUUCUUCUUCUUUUUUUUUUUUGAAACGCUGCGUAAAAAAAGUUGGAUCGUAAGAAAAAAAAAACUUCCUGACGUGUUUUUCCUGAAGCAACAAAGUGGGACGGACUUGGAUGUGCGUCAGGAUCUCCCGAUGCGGCGGCGGCAGUGAAGAGUCUGAGCUCUGCAGGAAAAACACACACAUCCACCAUGAGCAAGAAAGUUUGUGGAACGAACUACCCGCUCAGCAUCUGCUUCAUAGUGGUGAAUGAGUUCUGUGAACGCUUCUCCUACUAUGGCAUGAAAGCACUGCUGACGCUUUACUUUGUCAACUACCUGCACUGGGAUGAUGACCUCUCCACCGCUGUCUACCAUGCCUUCAGCAGCCUCUGCUACUUCACCCCCAUCCUGGGGGCUCUGAUCGCAGACUCCUGGCUUGGAAAAUUCAAAACCAUCAUCUACCUGUCCAUCGUCUAUGUAAUCGGUCAUGUGGUCAAGUCAGUCGGAGCCAUUCCUGAUGUGGGCGACAACAAUGUGCACAUUGCUCUGUCCAUGGUGGGGCUCAUACUCAUAGCCUUUGGCACCGGAGGCAUCAAACCAUGUGUAGCAGCAUUCGGAGGAGACCAGUUUGACGAGGAGCAUGUGACCGAGAGGCAGAAAUUCUUCUCCAUUUUCUACAUGUCAAUCAACGCUGGGAGUCUGUUAUCAACAAUCAUCACUCCUAUACUGAGAGGUGACGUACAGUGUUUUGGUGGGGACUGUUAUGCUCUGGCCUUCGGGGUUCCUGCAGCUCUGAUGAUAGUGGCUCUAGUUGUGUUCAUUGCCGGCAGUGGGCUGUAUAAGAGAACUCCUCCUCAGGGAAACAUCCUGCUGGAAGUCUGUAAUUGCAUUGGGUUUGCCAUCAAAAAUCGCUGGACUAGAUCCAGAUAUGACCCUCCAAGAAAGCACUGGCUGGACUGGGCUGCAGAGAAGUACUCAAAGCGUCUCAUCCAGGAAAUUAAGAUGGUUCUGCGGGUUCUGGUCCUCUACAUCCCACUGCCAAUGUUCUGGGCUCUGUUUGAUCAACAGGGUUCCCGCUGGACUCUCCAAUCCACCAGGAUGAACAUGGCUUUUGGAGAAACCUUCAUCAUUAAGCCUGACCAAAUGCAGAUGCUCAACGCUCUGCUGAUCCUUGUUUUUGUGCCCAUCUUUGACCUCAUCAUAUAUCCGCUCGUUGGCCUCUGCAAAAUCAACAUCACGCCUCUGAGGAAAAUGGCCACUGGAAUGAUUUUUGCAGCACUGGCCUUUGUAGCAGCUACACUGGUGGAGAUCAACGUUGUGAAAACAGUGGUGAAUCCUGCACCGGCAGAGAAAUGUCUAGUUCAGGUGUUGAACUUGGCAGGAAAUGACAUCAGUCUGAAACUCCCCGACAGCAGCCUCUUCUCACAGCCCAUCCAACACCUCCAGGACCCUGAUGGAUAUGUCACACUUCCACUGGGGGCAUCCCACAAAGAACUAUUAAUGAACAUUAGCUUUAACGAGAAGACCUCAGUGUGUAACCAGACGUUUUACCAGCGGCAGGCCUACACCCUCGUCGUAUACCCUGAACCCACAGGUAUCCAGUGCACCCUGGUGAAGGACAACAUCGAAAAAAAUAAAGAUGGAAAUCCUUAUCUGAGGUUCUUCAACACACUUCCAGAGGCUGUUAACCUGACUGUGGGCACUCAGGUUUUUCACAUGUCAGGUUAUAGCAUGUCUCCGAACUACACUGUGGACCGAGGAGAAUACCCAGAAGUCACCUGUAUCUACGACUCAAAUUCCUGUCCUCGUCUUGACCUGGGUCUGCUUGACUUUGGUGCUUCCUAUACAGUGGUACUCACCGAGGUGUCAGGUAAUAUUAUGGCUGACAAAUUGGUGGAUGUGAAAGCCAACAACGUGCACAUCGCAUGGCAGAUCCCCCAGUACGUCCUCAUCACUGCUGGAGAAGUCAUGUUCUCCAUCACAGGACUGGAGUUCUCCUACUCACAGGCUCCUGCCAACAUGAAGUCGGUCCUACAGGCUGGUUGGUUGCUCACUGUGGCCUUCGGAAACGUCAUAGUGCUGAUCGUGGCUGAAGGAGCUGGACUGGAACAGUGGACGGAGUUCCUGCUGUUUGCCGGUCUGCUGGUGGGUGUCUGCAUCAUCUUCUCCAUCAUGGCCUGCUUCUACACCUACGUCGACCCGGAACAGUUGGACAAGGUUUACCUCGAGGACUUGGGGAAAGACGAGGACGAGGACGACGGCAUGAAGAAACAGAAGAGUACCGACAUAGCACUGAGUAAACCGAGUAAGACCACCAGACUGUGAGUAGACCAUGGCGCCGCCCACCAUAGCUGACGUCAUGGCGACAAAAGGUGAAGUAUUAAAUGAGUUCAACAAGCACCGCAGGGAGGAGAACGGCUUUAAUCCAGGUUUCCUUCCGUCUUCUUUGUGAUACUGUUUCUCGUGAAAAUGAAGAAUUAAAAUGUGAUCAUUGGACAUUUCUUGUGUUUUGUGUCACACGGAUUUUGUGAAACCUUGGUAGUGAAUGUGACUGCCUACCUUAUGAAAUGAAAGUGUUUAAAAAAAGAAAAAAAAAAAAGAAGGAACAUACUGAUUCCCCCCACUUUAUCAUCAGUGUAUAGUGUAAUUAUUACACUUAGAGCCUGAUUUACUAAAGGUUUAUGCGUGUAAAACCAUGCACAAACUUGACUGCACAUGCAAAACUAUGUUGAAGCUGAUCUACUAACAGGACACACGUCUCUCAGAUGGACAAAAUAGCUCGUGCAACCUAUUUAACGUUUUUGCCUUGAAUAUGCAAUGUGGGCGUUUCUGCCAGAACACGCAAAAUUAUUGGGAGGAGUAAAUGCAAAUAUUUAUUUAGCGUGCGGAAUGUGAUUCACCAAAUCUGAAACCGAUUGCAGCGGCUAAUUUUGCGUUUAUAUUUUGCACGUCUGAAAGGCAGGUUUUAAGUGGCACCAGUGAUGGAGCUAGACUUUUAUCUUUGGGGUGUCCAGAGGGUGGCCAAGGCUAUUUCAGGGAGUCCACAGACUAUGACAAUGAAUUUGUUUCUCAAACAAUCAAUUGCAAUCGGAUUCUCUAAAUGUUGAAAUAUAUUGAAGUACAUAUUAAGCACCCUGAUUACAACCAAUUAAUUAAAUGCUGU
This is a messenger RNA of Sphaeramia orbicularis (orbiculate cardinalfish), 3162 nucleotides long. It is a transcript of the gene slc15a2, whose product is annotated as solute carrier family 15 member 2. The coding region runs from base 210 to 2324 and encodes 704 amino acids. Gene Ontology annotation, biological process: oligopeptide transport; transmembrane transport. Lineage: Eukaryota; Metazoa; Chordata; Actinopteri; Kurtiformes; Apogonidae. The record is from RefSeq and is a predicted model, not a curated record. The transcript is spliced from 23 exons. Gene Ontology annotation, molecular function: oligopeptide transmembrane transporter activity. Gene Ontology annotation, cellular component: membrane.